Marchantia polymorpha subsp. ruderalis is the source of this 1356-nucleotide messenger RNA. The record is from the annotation of a GenBank genome assembly. NCBI's taxonomy places the organism in Eukaryota, Viridiplantae, Streptophyta, Marchantiopsida, Marchantiales, Marchantiaceae.
AUGCUCCUGUCGCAGUGUGGGGCUCACUCGCGAGGCAAUGGAAGCAAUCGAAAGUAUUUCUUUUCGAGCCCCAUGGCAAGAAUCGGGCUCUUGCUCUGGCUUUCUUUCAUGCCUGUCGAUGGAUGUCUCUCGGUGACGUCGCCGGCUCCUGGGAGGGCUUCAUCGGAGUGCGUCGUCGCCUAUCAAAUCUUUUGGGCGCCCUAUGGAAGGAACUGGGGACGCCGAAAAUUCUUGUCCUUCCUCGGAGCCCCGCAUACAAUAAUAAAUCAAUCCUGCAAGGCGGGAAUAACCAACCGAGCCAUCGUGGACGGGAGAGGGAUUCGAGGCGUGACUGCGACGGGCACGCAGUCGCGCUGCGAGGGCCGCCGAGGGGACCGCCGGCGAGAGCUGCAGUCGGGGCGAAGGCAUGACAUGGCGAGCGACCGGGCCUCGGGCGGGGAGCUCGAUAUCGGAACCCGAUCACUGUCGACCACAGUAAUUCGCAUCCGCCCGCGCGGGGACGACACCGGAGCAGCCACGCCCGGAGCCGUUUCUCGCUCGUCUGUUGCCGCCGGAGAGCCCCGAGCGGGAAAGGGCCGCGCGCGCGCCGAACGUCCGUGUCGUUCGAUGCGCGGCGUCGGAAAGCUCGUUCGGGGCAUAUUCUGCGGCCACGAGGGCCAUCGGCGAUGGCGCAGUGACCUCACGUCCGGUCGGGAUGCGACAACCGAGGUCAGUGCACCCGAAAGGAUCCAAAAGACCGCAAAUCUUUUCGGACAACACGACGGAGACCGGUGUACUGAACCGGGGCGUGUCCGGCGCGAGUCAGUGACGGAUCGCGGCCCCGACGGAGCUCCUGGCGUGUCCGGUACCUGCCCUGUCGAGGCGAGGGAGUUGGUUCGGUGCGCCCGGGAAGCGGAUGCCGGACGCCGGGCGCCGGGCGGGGUGGGGGAGGCACGAGGCCCAGCCUUGUCUCCGAGGGCAGGGCGCGUCGGGAAAGGCCCGGCCCUCGUUCCAUGCACCAGUUGGCGAGUUUGUGGCUGUCCCGGGGCCUGGGCACUCCACCAUUCGGUCCAGAGUGGCAGCUCGCGCGCUUCCACCAAUGCCACGCCAGCUUCUCGAGACUUUCGCUUCCACCCGUGCCACGCCAGAUUAUGCCCUUCCCGUGGCUGCGCGCUGAAAAGCUCCGCCACUGUGCUGCCGCCUCUGGCCCCGUCCGCCUGGCCUGCUUACGUUCGGUGGGGCGAAUAUUCCCCCGGGGCCGGGAGAAUAGGUGGAGCCACGGCUGGAGGAUCUAGCGGGUGUCCCCGAAAUGAUUGUGGUUCACUGCAUUUGAAUGGCUCGCGGGGCGGAGGAGGGGGAAUUCGUUCGGGCUCGUAG